AUGGGCCGCAGCGGCGCCGGCAAGACGUCGAUGCGGUCGGUAAUUUUCACAAACUACACGGCGCACGACACGCGGCGACUGGGCGCAACUAUCGAUGUGGAGCACUCAACCGUGCAGUUCAUGGGGGACCUCAGCCUGAACAUCUGGGACUGUGGUGGGCAGCACAAGUACCUCGACAACUACCUGAACGAGCAAAAGGAGAACAUUUUUGGCAACGUUGAGGUGCUGAUCUAUGUGUUUGACCUGGAGACGACCAACCAGGAGAGCGAGUACGAGCUUUAUGACGAAUGUCUUCAGAACCUGGGGCUGUACUCGCGCGACGCCAAGGUAUACUGCCUGGUGCACAAAAUCGACAAGAUCCUGGACGACGACAUGAAGGCGCAGACAAUCGCGAGGUAUGAGCGCGCGAUCAAGAAGCGCACCAAGGGGUUCGACAUGGAGGUGUUUGGGACAAGUAUCUGGGACCACACUAUUUACCGGGCGUGGUCGCGGAUUGUGUACAAGCUUAUUCCGAACAUGGCUACGAUUGAGCGGCACCUGCGCAACUUUUGCGAGCUGACGGAGGCCUCGGAGGUGGUCUUGUUUGAGCGGGCUACGUUCCUGGUGGUAUGCCAUACGACGGUCGACGAGACACAGUCGCUGAACCGGUAUAUGAACGUGAGCCAGGCGAUCAAGGACUACCGAAGAACGUGCCAGGCCGUACAGGCGCCGUUCCACAGCAUGGAGGUGCGCAACAGAUACUACUCCAUAUUUGUCGAGCCCUUUACCAAGAGCACGUAUAUCCUUGUCAUCACCACGGAUCCCGAAGUCGAGCCAGCCGUCACCAAGGCCAACAUCAAUGCCGCGCGGAGUCACUUUGUGAAGCUGGCCGACAACAGCGAGGUUCUGCAGUAA
This is a messenger RNA of Linderina pennispora, 894 nucleotides long. Its product is annotated as rraga protein. Gene Ontology annotation, cellular component: lysosome; Gtr1-Gtr2 GTPase complex; nucleus. NCBI's taxonomy places the organism in Eukaryota, Fungi, Kickxellomycota, Kickxellomycetes, Kickxellales, Kickxellaceae. Gene Ontology annotation, biological process: cellular response to starvation; regulation of autophagy; positive regulation of TOR signaling. The record is from RefSeq and is a predicted model, not a curated record. The coding region runs from base 1 to 894 and encodes 297 amino acids. Gene Ontology annotation, molecular function: GTPase activity; GTP binding. The transcript has a single exon.